Molecule: messenger RNA, 1897 nt
Organism: Physella acuta
Lineage: Eukaryota; Metazoa; Mollusca; Gastropoda; Physidae
Product: aquaporin-7
Biological process (GO): glycerol transmembrane transport; water transport
Cellular component (GO): basolateral plasma membrane; plasma membrane
Molecular function (GO): water channel activity; glycerol channel activity
Source: RefSeq, a predicted model, not a curated record
AUUGAAGACGUGAUUAGCUUACAUAGAUAAGUUUGUGUUAUUUUGGAAUUAGUUUCAACUUGCAAGGCCAGUAAUCUAAGAACUACGGUCCACUUGUCUCCCCUUGUUGUCAAGUUUUUUAUCAGCUCCCCUCGCAGCAAGUGACGAAACAACAAGUGUGGCCAGAUUUUUCGUUUCGUGUCUAUUUCAAGUUUUUGUUUACUCUGUCACAAUUUUCUUCUGUACGACUUAGCUCACUAGAGAACUUAAUUAAAAUUAUAAACAAUUGAAUGCGGAGACAAAGACUUCUCGGAUAAAGACAUGGAACUUUUGAAGAAGUGACAGAAUGGAAAGAAAUUCUGAAAAAGGUGGAUCGAGUGUGAAGGGGCAGUGCAAGGCGAUCUUCUUAACUCACGUGAAGGAGGGGGUGGCGGAAUGUCUUGGUACAGCUGUCCUAAUGGUGUUUGGCAUGGGAUCUGUCGCUCAAUUUGUUUUCAGCGAAGGUAAAGCGGGGUCACCUGAUCAGGUCAGGUGGUCUUGGGGUCUAGGGGUCACCUUUGGCGUGUACGUGGCUGGAGGAACUUCAGGGGGUCACCUUAACCCAGCCGUGACCUUGACCCUGUGUUUGUUCAGGAAACUGCCCUGGAGCAAGUUGAUCCCUUACUGGAUUGGCCAGUACCUGGGCUCGUUCGUUGCUUCAGGUCUGGUCUACGCUGUUUACUACGAUGCCUUCCAUUCAUUCAAGGGAGGUAACAAAACUAUCGAGACGUCAAGCAUAUUUGUGACCUACCCUCAGGACUACCUGUCGGUGGCGAACGGCCUAGGGGACCAGGUAUUUGGAACCGCUGUGCUGAUGCUGCUAGUGUCUGCACUGAACGACCCCAAGAACAUGUCCCCGGGGAAAGGCUAUGUCCCGCUGGUUGUAGGCCUGGUUGUCGUGGCUAUCGGGAUGACCUUCUCCCAGAACUGUGGCUACGCCAUCAACCCGGCACGGGACCUAGCUCCCAGGGUCUUUCUCCUGCUGGCAGGGUGGGGGACCAAGGUCUUUAGCUACAACAACUACUGCUGGUUCUGGAUCCCUGUGGCUGGCCCCCACAUCGGUGCGGUACUGGGUGGGUCUCUGUACGAGAUCUGCAUCAACCCCUGUCUGCCCGCCCUGGGCUGUGGCACCAAAACUCCACAGGUGGAGGUCUCAGCGCUGGAUGAUCUGGCAGAUCACCAGGUGGAACCUACAGGCUCAGCCAACCGUGUACUGGUCUACCCAAGUUCUGUGACUAGACCUAAGUCGUGACAAGAUGGAGGACGGGACUAAUGCGACAGUUGAUGACGUCACGUGGUGCUGGACGAGCGAGGUAGUGCUCUUUCAGUGAACUGUGGAUAGUUUUGUGUAUGAUGAAAUGUGGAUAGUUUUCUGGAUAUUAUUAUAAAACGUGUAUAGUUUGACCAGACAAUAAUAUACUGUAUAUAGUUUCUCUGGACAAUAUUGUCUCAAAACAUACGUACUGUUGGCAAUAUGGUGACUUAUCGUGUAGACCAAUAUGGUUCAUAAUGUGAUGGUCAACAUGACAUAUACAAUGCUGAUCAGUGUGUAACCACGUUUUGUUAGUUAUUGUGGUCACGUGAUAUGCUAGUAAAUGUGAUCACGUGACGUGCUAGUAAAUAAGGUCACGUGAUAUGCUAGUAAAUGUGAUCACGGACGUGGAGGUCAUCUUAACUUAAAAUAGAACCCCUAUAUGUCUAUAGUCCUGGACACUUAAAUCACAAUGUUAUACUUGUAAAUUAAUUUAAUCCUUGAAACCUUUACAUAAAUGUUGAUAAACCAGUUUCAAUGUAUAUAAUUUCUUGUUGCUUGAUUUCUUUGUUAUAAUUAUUAAUGGUUGUUAUAUUACUAUGCAUUGAAUAUCUGAAAUAAAUUUAA